Molecule: messenger RNA, 1215 nt
Organism: Closterium sp. NIES-65
Lineage: Eukaryota; Viridiplantae; Streptophyta; Zygnematophyceae; Desmidiales; Closteriaceae
Source: the annotation of a GenBank genome assembly
AUGCUUCUAGACCAGUUGGAGGAGCGAUGCCGCCUCGCGGCGCAAACGCGACAGCGGUACUACCGAAGCUCGAGCUGCACCCGCGGCGCGCCGCCGAGCCAGCAGAUCCAGCCGUAUCACUUCCCCCCAAGCUGGUCGGAACCGUGGCUCGUCGGCAGCUUCGGGCCGAGGCUGGAGGCUCGGUUCGAGAUCGGGGAGGAGCUGGGGCGCGGGCAUUUCGGCGUGGUGCGCGCGUGCCGGGAACGGGGCAGCGGGGCGACGUUCGCUUGCAAGACAAUCAGCAAGGAGCUGCUUCAGGGCUCGCGGGAGAUGGAGGAGCUGCGCGCCGAGGCACUGACGCCGCUGCUGCUGCAGCAGAUGGCGGAAGAGGAGGAAGAGGAGAGAGCAAGAGAAGGGGACGAGGAGGAAGCAGUAAACCCAGUCAACCCAGUCAACAGCACAGAGAGGUCCCCCUGGGAGGGCCUGGUGCGUCUACAUUCAGUGUACGAGGACAACUGGGGGGUGCACCUGGUCAUGGACCACUGCAGCGGAGGAGACCUGUUUGACCUCGUUGACCGGUACGCUGAGUCAGCGGGCAUGCCCGAACAGCUGGCGGCCGCUGUCGUGGGCCAGCUGGCUGCCACGCUGGCGUGGAUGCACUCCGUGGGGGUGGUGCAUCGGGACUUAAAGCCCGAGAACAUCCUGCUGGCUCGGCCUUUCUCAGGGGACGCGGGCAGCUUUCCGAACCUCCACCUCUGCAUUGCCGACUUUGGCCUGGCAAGGCGAUUGGCCCCUGGGGAGCACCUGACAGGCUUGGUAGGGAGCCCUUUUUACUUGGCCCCUGAGGUCGUGAAAGGUCACCUGUAUGACCACCAGGUGGAUGUGUGGAGCCUCGGGAUUAUCCUCUACACCUGCCUUUCCGGGAAGCUUCCCUUCCAUGGCCCGAACCACAACGCCGUGUUUGCUGCUGCGUGCCGAGCGGCGCCGGAUCUGGUCUCGCCGGAGCUGUGGGGCGGGGUUUCUGCCGAGGCUAAGGAUCUGGUUCGGAGGAUGCUGGAGAAGGAACCUGGGAGGAGGAUCAGGUCUGGUGAGAUUCUUUCGCAUCCUUGGUUUGACACGAAGCGCAACGAGUCUCGUUCCUGCCGUGGACUGGCGUUGACUGCCAUGGACUGCCGUGGAAUGGCGUUGACUACAGCAGCACUGGUGCGAGUGGCUGUAGCACAGCAGGGAGCGUGA